Gastrolobium bilobum is the source of this 1681-nucleotide messenger RNA. RefSeq names its product U-box domain-containing protein 9-like. The record is from RefSeq and is a predicted model, not a curated record. Gene Ontology annotation, molecular function: protein binding; ubiquitin-protein transferase activity. Gene Ontology annotation, cellular component: cytoplasm; nucleus. Bases 192 to 1532 code for a protein of 446 amino acids. Gene Ontology annotation, biological process: protein ubiquitination. NCBI's taxonomy places the organism in Eukaryota, Viridiplantae, Streptophyta, Magnoliopsida, Fabales, Fabaceae. The transcript is spliced from 2 exons.
AAUGUGACAUGCCAUUUCCUGCUGUUUUGUAUUUUCAUUUAUCAACACACACGCAGAGAGAGAGAGAGAGAGAGAGAGAGAGAGAGGAAAAAGAAAACAAAAAAUUGAAGCAAAGCAAAGAAGAAUGAAUGAAUCGUGAGUGAGUGAGCUUGUUCCGUUUUACUCGGUGAAUCUUGUUCUCUGUUGUGGUAAUGGCGAAGAGCGAUGAUAGCGGUGGGAAGGCGUUAGAAUUGAAGGAGAAGUUGCGGGGACUGAUGAAGAUUAUCGUUGAGGGCGAUGACUAUACUGUUAACGCCGUUGAUGAGGCUAUUGCUGCUCUUUCGGCUCUUAAGGAUUUCAAGUAUGGCAAGUCUUUCUCUGAUAAAUUGGAUGACUUUUCCUUUCCUCCCGAAUUUCGAUGCCCCAUUUCAACACAAUUGAUGAGCGAUCCUGUUAUCUUGUCCACUGGACAGACUUAUGAUCGGCCAUUCAUCCAGAGGUGGUUGAAUGAAGGCCACAGAACAUGCCCUCAAACCCAGCAAGUACUCUCUCACUCAAUCCUUACACCUAAUUACUUGGUCCGAGACAUGAUUGCACAUUGGUGUAGGAAGCAUGGAAUUGAGCCACCGAAGCCUGUUCAGGACGCCAAUGAAGCAGUAACUGAUGCUGACAAGGAGCAUUUGAAUUCACUGCUUCAAAAGUUGUCAUUGUCUCUUCCUGAUCAGAAAGAAGCUGCAAAAGAGCUUCGGCUGUUAACAAAGCGAAUGCCUUCAUUUCGAACCCUCUUUGGGCAGCAGUCUAGUGAUGUGAUUCCGCAGUUGCUCAGUCCAUUAUCACCUGGCACGGCGUGUAUUCACCCUGAUCUACAUGAGGACUUAAUCACAACUGUUCUAAAUCUCUCAAUUCAUGAUGAUAAUAAGAAAGUGUUUGCAGAGGAUCCAACUGUCAUUUCUCUGCUUAUUGAUGCCUUGAAAUCUGGUACCAUUCAAACAAGAAGCAAUGCUGCUGCAGCUAUUUUCACAUUAUCAGCACUUGAUUCCAACAAGGAGAUCAUUGGAAAAUCUGGAGCUAUUAAAUAUUUGCUCGACCUUUUAGACGAGGGACAGCCAAUGGCCAUGAAAGAUGCUGCUUCAGCCAUAUUCAACCUAUGUCUUGUGCACGAGAAUAAAGGGAGGACUGUGCAAGAAGGGGCAGUUCGGGUUAUUCUGAACAAGAUCGUGGAUCACAUUCUAGUUGAUGAGUUGUUGGCUAUACUGGCACUCCUCUCCAGUCAUCCUAAGGCUGUUGAAGAAAUGGGUGAUCUCGGUGCUGUUCCUUUCUUACUGGGUAUUUUAAGGGAGAGCACUUCAGAACGCAGCAAGGAAAAUUGUGUUGCAAUUCUAUAUACAAUCUGUUAUAGCGAUAGAACAAAGUGGAAGGAAAUCAGAGAAGAAGAAAAAGCCAACGGUACACUGUCUAAGCUUGCACAAUGUGGAACUUCAAGGGCGAAAAGAAAGGCUAACGGGAUUCUUGAUAGGCUCAGAAGAUCUCCCUCCUUAACACACACUGCUUAGUGAAAUUAAAUCUUGAAAAUUAGAAAUCACCACUUUGUAAAUAAAUGUGGUCAGUUCUUUCUGUACAAACCACCACAGGUAGCUGUAAAAAUGGUAAAGAAAAGUUCACAUAUUUUGUACAUUACCUGCAUACAGUACCUUCACAUUCA